This is a messenger RNA of Anneissia japonica, 507 nucleotides long. RefSeq lists its product as uncharacterized. Lineage: Eukaryota; Metazoa; Echinodermata; Crinoidea; Comatulida; Comatulidae. The coding region runs from base 1 to 507 and encodes 168 amino acids. The record is from RefSeq and is a predicted model, not a curated record. The transcript has a single exon.
AUGAGAGGCAGCAUUCAAGAAAACGAAGAUUACUGCACCAAAGAUUACGAAUGGACGAAAAUAUCGGGAAACAUCGAAGAGGUACCGGACAGAAGAGGCCAACGAACAGACAUCGUACAGGCAGCAACGAUGAAAUUAGAAGGCGCAUCACCAAGGGAUCUCCUUCAGAAUGCAGCAUACAUGAACAACAAAUUCGCAAUUGACUUGCAAGUUAAAGAAGUCCAAGAAGAAGAAACCAAAUCAUGGCUAGCUGCAAAAUUUCACAACUGGCAACCAAAAAGAUGGCAACAGAAAGUCAUAGACCUCUGCAAAGAAGAACCCGACGAUCGCACAAUCCACUGGUACUGGGACAAAAAAGGAGGCACCGGCAAGAGCACACUCAUGAAGUAUCUGUUCAGCAAGAUGAACGCAUACGUCCCAAAUCAAUGCCGCAGCCUAGACAUCAUCAACGGCUAUGACAAGCAGCGCAUAGUGGUAUUCGACUACACAAGGUCAAUGGAAGAAUAA